AUGGAGAACCGUACGGCGAGCUGUGGCGGAGCAGCGGGAUGGUGGGACGUGUAUGCACUAGUUCCCCUGCCUAACUUAUGUUUCUUAGAUAGCAUUCAGGUCGAUAAAAGUGAUAUUUGUGCAUGGAAACAGAACUUGUCGAUUCUGGUUGCUGCUCUACUUUGUGCAGUAAUUCUCUCCAGGCGCCGUACUGGUGGAUGUUCAUGGGCCGGAAAGAAUAAGAAAAAGAAGAUUCCAGGGCCCCGAGGAUGGCCCAUAAUUGGAAUCCUAAUGGAAAUGAGUGGCGGUCAUGCUCACCGUAAGCUUGCUCACUUGGCGGCGAUUCACGAGGCGAAAAAACUGAUGGCCUUCAGCUUGGGGUCAACCCGCGUAGUCAUAACGUCGGAUCCAGAAGUGGCUAGGGAGCUUUUGAGCUCUCCUCACUUUGCGGAUAGGCCUCUCAAACAAUCUGCCCAGCAGCUAAUGUUUGGGAGGGCAAUGGGCUUUGCACCCAACGGCAACUACUGGAGGAUGCUCCGUAGGAUUUCAGCUGCUCAUCUGUUUAGUCCGCGGAGAAUAGCGGCGCACGAGGCCGGCCGUCAGGUGGACAGCGUGAAAAUGCUAUCUGGUAUACGCAAUGAAUGCGCAUGCAAAGGUGCCGUCAGCCUGCGUCCACAUCUCCAAGCGGCGGCUCUCGAAAACAUCAUGAGAAGCCUGUUUGGUGUAAGGUUGGAUAGUGAUGGAGAGGGUAGAGAGGUGAGGGAGAUGGUGGAGGAGGGGUUUGAACUGCUGGGGGCAUUUAAUUGGGCCGAUCAUGUUCCCUGGCUGCGACCGCUUGACCCUCUGCAAAUCCACGACCGCUGCACUCGACUCCUACCUCGCGUUAGGUCUUUUGUUCAACACAUCAUCAAUCAGCAUCGACAGUCCGCUCUGCAUAGGAACACAGCCGAUUCAGAUUUCAUGGAUGUGCUGCUUUCGCUUGAAGGACAGGAUAAGCUCCACGACGAAGAUAUCAUCGCGGUUCUCUGGGAGAUGAUAUUCCGCGGCACAGACACUGUAGCUCUAGUUACAGAGUGGACCAUGGCGGAGAUGGUAUUGAAUGAAGAAAUACAAGGGAGAGCUCAGAUGGAGUUGGAGGCAGUGAUAGGGCGGGAUAGAAGCGUGCGGGAUGAGGACAUAGCAAGGCUUCCAUACCUGCAAGCGGUUGUGAAAGAGAGUUUGAGAAUGCACCCACCUGGACCGCUGCUGUCAUGGGCGCGUUUAUGCACGGAGGAGGUUGAUAUAGCAGGUGAUAUGCAUGUUUCGGCUGGGAAGACGGCCAUGGUUAACAUGUGGUCCAUCACUCACGAUCCAGAAAUCUGGGAGUCGCCUCAUGAAUUCCGGCCGGAGAGAUUUGUUGAAGAUAAAGUAGAUGUUCUGGGUAAUGAUUUGAGGCUUGCACCCUUCGGUUCAGGUCGGCGAGUCUGUCCAGGAAAGGCUCUCGGCCUUGCCACUGUUCACCUCUGGGUAGCAAAACUACUACACCAUUACAAGUGGAUUCCUUCUCCUCAACACCCAGUAGAUCUCACCGAGGUUCUAAAAUUGUCCUCCCAAAUGGCUACACCCCUUGCUGCGAUUCCCACAACCAUAAACCCGUAUUGA
Cryptomeria japonica (Japanese cedar) is the source of this 1620-nucleotide messenger RNA. RefSeq names its product cytochrome P450 78A4-like. Gene Ontology annotation, molecular function: monooxygenase activity; oxidoreductase activity, acting on paired donors, with incorporation or reduction of molecular oxygen; iron ion binding. The transcript has 2 exons. The record is from RefSeq and is a predicted model, not a curated record. The coding region runs from base 1 to 1620 and encodes 539 amino acids. Lineage: Eukaryota; Viridiplantae; Streptophyta; Pinopsida; Cupressales; Cupressaceae.